AUGCUCAGAAUUGGGGGUUAUGACGUCAAGAGGGUGCUAGUUGAUCAAGGCAGCACCGUGGAAGUAGUGUAUCCCGACUUGUAUAAAGGAUUGAACCUAAAGCCAGAGGACCUGUCGGCAUACGACUCCCCUUUGGUCAGUUUCGAAGGAAAAACAGUCACCCCGAAAGGCAUGAUCAGGCUGCCUGUACAAACAGAUUCUGACGUGGUGGAAGUGAACUUCAUUGUGGUAGAUGCAUACUCCCCCUACACAGUUAUCGUGGCCCGACCAUGGCUUCAUGCACUAGGGGCUGUGCCAUCAACCCUACACCAAAAAGUGAAGUAUCCAUCAGGAGGUCAAGUCAAAGAAAUAAUAGGAAACCAAGCGAUGGUCAGGCAAUGCAUGGUGUCCGCAAUCUCGCGAUGA
Quercus lobata is the source of this 405-nucleotide messenger RNA. RefSeq lists its product as uncharacterized. Bases 1 to 405 code for a protein of 134 amino acids. Lineage: Eukaryota; Viridiplantae; Streptophyta; Magnoliopsida; Fagales; Fagaceae. The transcript has a single exon. The record is from RefSeq and is a predicted model, not a curated record.